Octopus sinensis (East Asian common octopus) is the source of this 4472-nucleotide messenger RNA. RefSeq lists its product as uncharacterized. Lineage: Eukaryota; Metazoa; Mollusca; Cephalopoda; Octopoda; Octopodidae. The coding region runs from base 463 to 3813 and encodes 1116 amino acids. The record is from RefSeq and is a predicted model, not a curated record. Gene Ontology annotation, biological process: carbohydrate metabolic process. The transcript has 2 exons.
UAUAAAAAAUAUAUACAUAAAUACAUUUACAUACACACAUGCAAAUUCUUUGUAUCAAGUUUUUGGGCGGCCGCUUGACCUGUUAGUAAUAUCAAUAAAACCUCCUUCGAAUCACACCCGACCAUAUUAAAAGAAAGGGGAAUGGUUCAUUGCAUAAUGUAGUCCAAGUUACCGUUAGCAAGGCAGAUGACCAUCGCUGGAAUGGGUUCGGACUGAAAUAACUUUGAUCAAAGGUCUUCUCGAUCAGGGCUGAACAACAACAUUGAUAAUAGUAUCAGUCAGCAUCAUUGUUAUCGGCAACAACAACAACAACAACAACAACAACAAUAACAACAACUAAGAAAACCGUAAACAAGGCACGUCAUCAUCCUUGUCAUCAUCAACAACAGCGACAACAACAAUAAUAAUAUCUUACCGUCCUCGCUCGCUCUGUUUUCUUUGAUAACUGUCUAAGCAAUCAUUAUGAACUUCCCAUUCUUUUUCGUCUUGUCAUUGGCAAUCUUUUCUGCUUCUAUCGUCCUCGCCAACAUACGCACUACACCAAACGAAUGCAAUAAAUGUAGAACAACGGGUCACUGCACUCUGCCAAACUGCUCCUGCUGUGGCCAUACAAUCCCCGGUAAAAAGUCACAAAGGCCUCAGUUGGUUUACUUCUCGUUCGACGAUGCAGUGACAGUUCGAAAUUCUCCUCUUUAUGAAGAAUUAUUCAAUAAAAGCCGCACAAAUCCAAAUAAGUGCCCAAUUUCGAUGACUUUGUUCGUGUCGCAUAACGAUACCGAUUACGACUUGGUGAAGCAGUUCUAUGACCAAGGAAUGGAUAUAGCAGUGCAUGGCAUCAAUCAUAUAAGAUCACUGAAUGCUCUUCAGUUUUCAUACGAAGCACUUGGUCAACGGUUAAACCUUGCCAAUCGAUCGCAGAUACCCAAAGAAGAAAUUGUCGGAUUCAGAAGUCCGUAUUUAAUAGCUUACGGAAACGAACAGUUUGAAAUACUGAGUAAGGCAGGUUUUGCCUACGAUUCAACUUUGACUAUCACCAAAAGGUCACUGAUUGAAGAAUCCCCAGUUCCAUUUACGAUGGAUUAUGGUUGGCCAUAUCCUUGCAGCAUUCCCGAAUGUCCGACCGAAAAUAUUCAAGGAUUCUGGGAAGUACCUAUCGUGACAGUGCUUGACAAACUGGCUCGUUAUCCUUGCGUCUAUGUGGACGGAUGUGCGAAUUCACCAACAAACGAAGAAGAAUCAUUCAAUUUCUUGCUGGAAAAUUUCAUGAGUUACUACACUAUGAACAAGGCACCAUUUGGCUUGAACAUGCAUUCAACAUGGUUGUUGCAAGAAUAUGAGACGAACCCAUACCGAAUGAAAGCCAUGCAUCGAUUUUUAGACUAUAUCCUCGGCCUCAAUGACGUUUAUGUUGUUAAUAUUAAACAGAUUGUGGAAUGGAUGAAGCACCAACCAUCGUUAAAUGAGUUGUCCAAAUUUGCUCCGUUUCAAUGUCAGAACCAAACCAACGGUUACCUAAACGGAACCACCAUUUCGCCAAAACAAACAAACAACUCCCCAAAUCAAACCACCAGUUCCAUAAACCAAUCUUCCAGUUUCCCAAACCAAACCAUAGUUUCUGUAGAAACGAUUUCGUCAACGAAACUAGCAACAACAGUCUUGAUGGGAGAAAUCACUACAAACGUGAUGAUGUCACAAAACAUGGAAGGGAACAAUAACAAUGACCCGAGCGCAAGGUUACAAUCGCUGCAAACCCAACAAGUUUCUAAUAAUUUUGUAACGGAAGGAUAUAAUUUUCAGUCAACACCAUCUCAAACCCAGCCUAUCGGUAAUAGUUUCAAUUCAACAAGAGAAUUAAUUCACUCGACACUGUCACCUUCGAAUACAGCCAGUCGAAAUAAAUUACAAAAUAUUUCUCAGACGACACUGACUCCACUGAAUGAGUCUUCUGUGACGUUGAGAACUUCCUAUCAGACCUCUGAUUCUGUACCAACUAAUAUUCUCCAUAAACGGUCACUGAAAAGUAAUAAAAGGGACAAAUUCGAAUUCCCUGAAGUUUUUUCUGAGAGAAGCGCAGCCGAGGAAAAUUCAGAUAUCAAGAAAACAAGAAGCUUACCUAUUCAAAGCAAUUCUAACAUGAACAUACACAAUAGAAAUGAAAAUGACCAAAGUAAUAUUGACACUAGUAGACAUUCACUUCAAAGUGUUUUUCAUAGAAAAUCAAACUUAUUCCGAGUAGCGGCCAGCCUGGUAAUGAAAAAUGAUAAGGAGCUAGAGAAGAUAAUUACGAAAGAUUCGUCUAACCACGAUAGCGCUGUGAUAUUAGUUGCAAAGAAUAAUUCGAUAGACAGGCAACUUCUUACAAACAAGGAUUACCGUGAGCCGGUAAUAUUAAUCCACAACAGACAGCAGAAGUUGGACUAUGAAAACGGUUUGAAGGAGUUAAACGUGAAACCGAUGACAACAAUGAGAAAUUUAUUGAAAUCUAAAAUAACCAAAAUUCGUCCAUUUGAAAAAUUAGAAAUUCCAUCAUCAGAAACAGUUAAAAUACUUUCACCGAAAAAAGAAGCUAUUUUAUCUAAAAAGGCCGAAAUUCUUCCAUUAGAAAGGGGACAAUAUUUAAAAACAAAAUACUCUGAUUUAAGAAAAACUUUCUUGGAUUUUACUACUGGAAUAAAUAUUAAUAACAGAUAUAAAAAUAAAAGUGUAGGUCAGCGAAAUAUUCUUACAAGUAGAUAUACAAAAUCCGCUUUAUUACCAGGCUUUGUGAAAUCUCGAGAAUUUUCGUCAGACCCACUGGAUGAACAUUUGGAACUUAGUAAUAGUAGUAGCAGCAACAGCAGUCCUUCGAAAUCAAAUGACGACAGCAAUGUAUCAGUUUCGGAAUCCUGUCAACAAGGGAAGAACUGCUAUAAACCAGGUUGUCAAUGUCACCAAUUCCAUAUCCCAACAACAUCGAAGAAAAUUCCUCAAUUCGUUUAUUUCACUUACGAAGGAUCUAUCAAUUCUUCUAUUACUGAAAAACUUAAAGGGCUUUUUCAUGCCGAAAGGUUAAAUGCAAAUGGUUGCCGGAUUAAAAGCACCUUAUUUGUCACAUCCGAAGGAUCUAAUUAUACCGCUAUUAAAGAGCUUUACGACGAAGGAAUGGAAAUUGCAUUACAUGGGUUAAAAAAGAAGAAUCUGGCCGGUAAUCUUUUAAAUAUGGAAAUUGCUUUGCAAAAAUAUUUGCUUAACCGAUAUGCUAAUGUAUCUCAUGACAAAAUAUUUGGCUGGAGAAAUAUUGAUCUUCAAUCGAAAGGAGACGUUCAAUUUGAAAAUUUGCAAAAUAGUAAGAUGCUGUAUGAUUCGUCACUGUUUGUAAUGACAAAUUUAGAGAAUAGGACAGGAAUUUGGCCGUCUACCUUAGACUUUGGAUGGAAGAAAAACUGCUUGCUACAACAGUGUCCUACUAAAAAAUUUAAGGGUCUCUGGGAAGUCCCUGCUGUUCCUUAUGUUGGAAUUAAGAAAAGGUAUUUGUGUAAAUUUGUUGACAGUUGCUAUAACAAACCCCAGACUGCGGUGCAAACCUAUGAUCUCCUUCUAAGUAAUUUCAUGGCAUUUUACAAAAGAGAUCGAACGCCUUUUGGUGUUCGCUUACGAUCGGACUGGUUUUUACCGAACAACGAAGAAAACCUCAAAGGUUUAAACGCUUUCCUGGGACUGGUUGAGGAAUUGUCCGAUGUAUACAUUGUCAGUGUGAAAGGAUUAAUUGACUGGAUGAAAGACCCGGUACUUCCUGAGAGCGAUAACCUUACAGCUUCAAAGAUAGGCUGUUGAAAUGUAUCAAUGACCUUCACACUUGGUAAAAUCCUGUUUAUUUUUGUUUAUGCUUUGGGAGACAGGUGGGAUAUCGAUAUUAUUACUGUUACAUUAUGAAAAUAUUUUGAAAAUAUAUAAACCUAAAUGAAUAAUAUAAAUAUGAUUAAUUUUCAUUUUUCAUCAUGUCACAAGGAGAAAUAUAGUUUAAAAAAAUGUAAUUAUAAAAUUGUAUAUUGAAUAUCUUCAAUCCAUUAUUAUGAUAACAUAUGAUGAUCAUAAUAUUAUCAUAAUAUGCAAUCCAUUAUCAUACACUUCAACAUGUCUGAGAUGAGUUGUUAUUGUCAGUGAUGUUGUUACUGUUAUUUAGAUUAUAAUUUUUCAGGAGUAAUUGAUAAGACACCAGGUGACAAUGAAACAGAACGAAAUGUUGUGUAGAUAUGAAUAUAUCAUCAUCAUCAUCAUCAUCAUAAUCAUCAUCAUCUUUAUUACAGCUUUCUGACAUUUAUCAAAAUUGUAAUAAAGUAAGUUGAAACAUUAUUGCGCCUCUUUUAAACGCUUUCAAAACAAUCCCAAAUAUAUUAUUGAAGGAAUACCAAAAGAGUUAUUAAACAUUGUCAAAAAUUAUCGAAACGCAACGAAUCAUAAUCAAGAUAUUUUUAAAAUGUUAAAAUUAUUAC